Molecule: messenger RNA, 882 nt
Organism: Aspergillus pseudonomiae
Lineage: Eukaryota; Fungi; Ascomycota; Eurotiomycetes; Eurotiales; Aspergillaceae
Exons: 4
Coding region: 92-334 (80 amino acids)
Source: RefSeq, a predicted model, not a curated record
CCUAUUUGCCUCACUUUUCCAGCCAUAAACCCGGAAAAACAAAAGCGCCUUCUGACAUCCCUGAGCAGUCGCCUACUUAAUAAGAUUCAUCAUGUCUGCCUCGAUUGCACCCGAGUGCAAUGAUAUCAAAGAGAAAUAUGACACCUGCUUUCUCAAAUGGUACAGUGAAAAAUACCUUCGUGGCAAUACAACAUCCAAUGACUGCGAAGAGCUGUUCUCUAAAUACAAGACAUGCUUAAAUAAAGUGUUGAAAGAAAAAGGCAUAGAUUCUAUGCUGGAAGAUGCUCGGAAGGGUAACGCCGAGAAUGAUGCCGAGCACCUUCGGAGGAGUUGAUCUUUAGCUUCAUUAUACAUGCCUCAUCUCCGCUCUUCAUACAGACUAAUAAACAAGCAAAGGGGUCCAAUAGCUUGAAAUAUUGUUAUUGUUAAUGGCCAGACCACAUCUCAAUCUGCCAUGAAUGGCCAAGCUUUUGCGGCGCAAGUUCUCUUGCAAUAUUGGUUGGCAGCUCAGCUUGGUCUCGGGCUCAUUGUCCGGAUAUCUGGCAACAUAAUGUUGGUUCCUGGAAACGCCAAUUAUUUGCAAGUCAGUUAUGGCUUCAGGUGUGCCACAAUGUCUACUAUGGCUUCUUUGGAAAGUCUCACCUCAACUUGUUGAUUUUAACAAUUCUGUACUAACACGGCUACGCUCAUGUAUUUUAUAUUUCUGUAAACUAGAUUAUUCCUCGGAGCAUACAGCAUUUAGCGACUCUUCACUUGAUAUGAUUGAUGUGGUCCGUGGCAUUCAGUAUAUUUAGCGGGACAUGGGACGUCAGGGAGCGAAGGAUGAUCUAGUCUGGAGUAUUUUACUUGAACUAUACAGAACAUGGGAACGACCAACUCACC